Macrosteles quadrilineatus (aster leafhopper) is the source of this 3717-nucleotide messenger RNA. RefSeq lists its product as uncharacterized. The transcript is spliced from 10 exons. The record is from RefSeq and is a predicted model, not a curated record. Lineage: Eukaryota; Metazoa; Arthropoda; Insecta; Hemiptera; Cicadellidae. Bases 126 to 1988 code for a protein of 620 amino acids.
AUUCCAAUUUAAUUCCCAUUCCCAAUUUGUCAAAGUGUCCCGUCCCUAGUUGUCAAAGUGUUUUGUGUUAUUAUGUUAGAUAUAGUAGUAAUAUUUUAAAGAUAAGUUUAUUUUGUGUCACCAAAAUGUUUUUAAAUAAGUAUACGUCAUUAAUCAAUGUAUUCUUUGUGAUAAUUAUUUCAUUUUUCAUGUACGAUGUCAGUGCUGAGUGCAACAUUCCAAUUGUUUUAAGAGGAUCAUGGUUUUCAUGGGAAAAUAUACAAACAGAAACUGAGCUAAAUGCAAAUGAGAUGCACCGGAAUUCUGACCAUGGAUAUGUUUGUGAAGACAUCAAAGAAGAUUUCCAUGUGAAUUACACAAUCGUGUUUCACCACCCAGCUGAUGGGUGUUACCACUGUGUUAAAUUUGUGGUUCGAACCGUCAAUGUCUUGGAGAGAAUCGAAACUGGUUGUGUGAAUCUGAGGAGAGGACAACAACCAACUGUUGAGAACGUGUGCGCCAACCUGAACCCUGAUCAGCAGCUGAUUACGAUGUUCUCUCAGAACUACGUCCCUGUAAACUGCCGCUCAAGUCUGGAGGGCGUGUGGCAGUUUGCCUAUCAGAACCGGUUCCGUUUCACAGGAGAAUGUAACCACCCUGAAGCUCAGAUUAGAUCUUGUCAACAAGCUGGGUCUCAGUUCCUCAUAUCCAACCAGAAGUUCAACAUCACAUACAAGGCAUGUCCUGGCAUGACUGGCACCUUCGAUGGAGUGGUUGAAUACAGCUGUCUGGGAGACUGGUUUGUGGACAAGAAUCAUUUUUUCGCCGUUGCAAACACCAAGGAGUCACGUAAGGAGGAGAAGUACCGAUGUUUCCUGAAGAACCGAGAUGAUGACUUGUACCUUGGAGUCUCCAUUACAGCCGAGUGCAACACACUGAAGACUGUGGAGAAGAGUCCUGAGAGGCUGCAUGUCAACCCGGUGAAAGCUGAAGUAGUAGAGGCUGGUUGUCGUCUGCCUCAGAACUUCUCUGGAAACUGGAUCAACACAGCUAAUCUGGACGCUGAUGUAGUCAUCAACGAGACUCACAUCACAGAGACAUGGUAUCCGGAUCAGGGCCGCUACCGACGGACCAUCUACAUCUGUCGGGAACAGCGAGACACACGCUUCAUGAUGGCUCGGCUCACUGUAGAUGGAUGCCAAAAGGAUUACAUCUGUUUUGACUUCGUGCCACGCCAUCACAAUAUCAUCAGGUAUCGCAAGGGAGUGGCAGUCAUCACUGACGACUUUCACACUGUAUGUUCCUGGGUGGCAUUCCAAAACAAAGAGCAGUGGAAAUACGACCUCUUCCUUGGUAAAGAUCCAGUGCCUGUUAGAUGUCCUGUUGCGGGCAAGUUCAACUUCACUCAGCGAGGAGACGUCCCAUUUGAAACUCGUAUCCUUGGAGGAGUGACACUGUCGCCUCGUCCAAACGUCUACUGUAAAGAAAACAUUUCCGACUUUUCUGUCUGCGACACUGACCAAAAAGAGAUGAAAAUUGAUGAAACCUACUGUCUAUCAGUGGACCACCUUGGACGACCUAUAGAUAUUUACAGUGACCCUGAUUACAAGCUGAAGUGUGUUGGAUAUUGGAAGGAGAACCUCAAGUCGUACUUGAUCACAUUUGACGAGCUGGACGCCUUCAGCAAGUACCGAUGUUGGGUGUACCAGCGGGCGGAUCUGAACAGAGUGCUCAUGUCGCAGGCUAUCGGACCCUUCUGCGACCUCUCACAGGACGUGACCAGCUGGAACUACACCGAGGGCGCUGCCGUCGCUCUCGAGAUGCAGGAGUACGAGAGAGAACGAGACAGAUGUCCGAUGCAUUUUGACGACGGCUCAAAUCCCUGGACCCAAUCCGAGAGUCACAUUCAUAUUUUCCACUUUGAUGGAAGUUCAGCCUCUCUCAGCCCAAUCAAUCUGUUUUUGACAUUCAUCGUCGGUGUUUUAUUGGUUGUUUUACAUAAUUGUUGACCUAUGAAUUAACUUAUUGAUAUACAAUCAGUUAUUCAGUUUGGGAGGUUUUAAAAAAGAGAGCUAAAAUAGUUGUAGAGAGGUUUUAGUUUACGUAACAUUUCUAAUUCCUGCCACAAACUACAAAAAAGAAAGUAUAGCAUUUCUUGCUUGUUAUAGCUUAAUUUUAAACAUAUUAAGAACAAGUUGAGAUCAUUUAAGGUAGUGAGAUUUAAUAGUAAGAUGCCUUUGUAACAAAUUUGCCUUACUAAUCUACAAUAUAUGCAUACUUAUUUUGUAAAUCUAUUGUCUAUUUUAUAAGGUGAUCGACAAAAACGUCUUUUAGCAAAUUUCUCUUAAAGGGAUAAGCUAUUACCUAGGUCUCAUGGUAAGACCUAGCCCCGGGACCGUUCAAUUUUUUGUUUUGAGGUCCCCAGAGGUAUGUAGAGCUUAGCGUUGUUGUACGCUUAAUGGUUUUGGGGAAAGGUUAAAAGAACUUAAAUAUAAAAUUCCCAUGUUCAUCUUAGGGAGAGCAAGUAAACUGUUGCGUUUUGUUUUAUUAUGUAUGUAAUUUGAACAAGUUUGGCAAAUUUAUUUCAUUUCCAUAACAAAUGUAUUAAUAUUUCUUUAAGAACACACUUUAUUACCUCCCCUGUAGCAGCAAACCUAAUUGUUCAUUAAACAUUAAACCUAAUUUCAUUUAAAAAACUAAUAAAUCUGACAUAUUUAAGGGAAAAUUUUUCUCUCAAAUCUUGACAUUCCAGUUGCUUUCAGCUGUUGUACUUUAGUGUUUUAUUUUAGUCUAGUAAUAGUGUGUUGUGCGUUUUAUUUAUACAAUUUAGAAUGUAUACUGGAGGGCUUGAAUUCUAUAUUUUAACAAAAGUACACAUCUAUAUUGCUUUUACAAAUUAGUUUCAAUCAUUAAGAGUUUAUAAAAGUCUUGAUAGUGUAGAAUAGAAAUAAACAUCAAUUUACAUUUUUUAAGCGUAGGCCUACUUAUUUAAAAACUUAGUUGCUGUAUUAGAACAUUUUUCCAAUUAUUGAGAAAUAACAAAAAAGUGUUAUUGCUGAGAAAUGCUCGCCUGUGCUUUACCUUUAGAUGUAUCAUAUUUUUACAUUACUGUACCUGUAUCUUUGUAUUUUAAAACCUUUUAUUGCUGUGAUUAAUGUAAAUGUGUGUCCGUCCAUAUUUAUAUGUUUUUUAGCCACUCGUUAUAUGUACCAAAGGACUAUACUGAACAAUACACUAAUAUUUUACAGCAAUAACAUUUAUACAUAUCAUUCAGUGUUGGAUGAACAGGUUGUGACUUGUUUAUUAUGUGUAUCAUUAAAGAUGGCUGACCGAAUUGAUCCAAUCUCUGAACCAAACGAAUUUGAACAUGAGGCAUGAGGGAGUCUGCUUUACACAAUCUCAGUGAAAUAUCUGAACAAUAGAUAAUAUCUUCAACUUUUAUCUAAUAUUUAACAAAUUUAAUUUUGUUUAGUCAUUAAAGCAGCUUAAGAGCAUGGUGAUUAUUUGCACAAAUUAGUAUCAUAGAUAAAACCAUAGACAAAAAGAAUUAAAUAAAGACAGUCAACUGAGCUGCGGUUACCAUAGGUUCUGGCGCACACCGCUGGGAGCGCCAUUCAGUUACGGCGUACACGCUAUGUAACUACACGGCGCUCCCAGCAGUGUGCGGCAGAACUUAUGGCAACCAUUGUAACCGCAGCACAGCUGACAGUCUAUAUUUAAUUCUUUUUGUCUAUGAUA